UCUGAUUUUCCCAAUUCUACGUGUGUUUCUUCUUCCGCAAAAUUUGCCAAAUCCUCCAAUAAAUUGCAGAUUUUUUCCUCUGCCGAAUCCUCAACAAAUUCAAAUCCAUAUAUGUAAACGUGCUCACAAUAGAAGCACGAGAAUUUCACAAAUUUCACCACCACUUCCAUUCAAAAAUCUGAGAAAUAGAAAACGAAAGAGUGAGGGAGGAGUUAGAAAAUCCAAGCUUUAUUUUCAACUCAAUCAAAUCACUAUUUUCAGAAAAUGGCCCCGAGAUGGAAAGGGAAAACAGCCGAAGCAAAAGCCCUAGCAGAGCCAAUGUCUGAAAUAAUCUCGAAGCUUCAAACCUCUCUGAUCGAAUCCAAUGCUCAAGGACUGCUUUCAGGGAGUGCGGUGCUUCUGCAAGCCCUCCCGGAACAAACUGAACUACUGUACCGUGCUUGUAUUGGUCGUCCUGUUAUAACUGCAGAGAAGGAUAAGCAAUGGCACCAACUAAGUUUCGAGGAAGCUCUAUACUUGUGCUCUGUCUUGAAAUGCAUCAAUGUUGCUGGUGAAAAUAAGUGUGCGAAGAGUGAUGAAGAGCUGUGGCAUUACAUGGUGGCCAGGAGAGUUGGUUUCCCUGUUCUGUUUAAAGCGUAUUCUCAUCUUCGCAGGAAGAACUGGGUGGUGAGGGCAGGGUCUCAAUACGGUGUCGACUAUGUUGCCUACCGUUACCAUCCAGCUUUCGUGCACUCCGAAUAUGCAGUCCUUGCCUUGGCUGAUGAGGAUGGCGAUGGUGAAAAUGCGCGGUUGAAGGUCUGGUCCGAUUUUCACUGCACACUUCGACUUUGUGGCAGUGUUGCGAAAACCUUGUUGGUUCUUCACAUCAGCAGAAACGGGGAAGACACCGCCUCUCUCUCUCGUUUGGAGCAUUAUUCUGUCGAGGAGAGGAUUGUGACAAGGUGGAAUCCUGAGGCUUCCCAAGCUCUACCAAAAGUUCAGAUUAAUGACGAUGAUGAUGAUGAUUUGAUCGAUGAGGAUAGCCUACUUACCGAAGAGGAUUUGAAAAAACCCCAACUGCUGUUCUUCUGCAUAGGUGAUUGUGAAGUUGGAAUCACAAAGAAAUCUCGCAAAAAAUUGCAGUUGUGGAAGAGCUGGAGAUGAGGAGAAAGUGAAGCUUGGACUUAAUAUGGACCUGAAUGUUAAUCCUCAGUCUGCUUGUGGAAGUGUAUUGUUAAUUCCAUUGUUUUGCUGAUUUUCAGAUUUGGUGUUGUUUUACUCAAUUGGGAUUCCUUUUUGUGCAGUGUCAUAAAUCUGUGUAUGGCACAAUAAAGUUGCAUUGGCUGGAUUCGGGAUCCAAUUGAUAAACUUCCUUGGUAUUCUUUUGAUUCAUCAUCAAUAUUUCUUUAUCAUGUUAUCCAUUUUUUCAAUCUUA
Salvia hispanica is the source of this 1414-nucleotide messenger RNA. The record is from RefSeq and is a predicted model, not a curated record. NCBI's taxonomy places the organism in Eukaryota, Viridiplantae, Streptophyta, Magnoliopsida, Lamiales, Lamiaceae.